AUGGCCGUGGCAUACAACAGAGCCGACAUGUUUGAAGAAUCGUAUGAGGAAUCCAAGAUCGCACUCGCCAUGUAUCGUUCAUUCAAGAUGUAUAAGGAUUGGAAAACGGUGCCGUACUACGCGUUUGAUGACGCUCGAGCCAGCUAUCAGGCCGCCGUCGACAUGUUCUAUGCCGCCAAUGGCAAUAAUUACAAGACCUCGCAGGCGCGGCUUAAGCUUGCUGAUCACAAGAUCCGCGAGGGUCUGCUGGAGGAAGCGUGGCAGGAUUACAAACUGGUGAUCGAGGCAUUUGAGCGCAACAGCCACUACAAGCGUGAGCUUGCUCGGACCGAAAUCAAAGCCGCGCGGCUUCAGACACUGAUGGACAAUUCGCUGCUUUCGGCCACUCUGAUCAAGCAGGCCCAGGCAUUACUUGACGAAUUGGGUGUUUCCGCCAGUGCCAGAUCAAUCACCGAGGCCGAGACGCCCAGGAUGGUGAGGAUUUGGUCUCGCUGA
Molecule: messenger RNA, 495 nt
Organism: Cladophialophora immunda
Lineage: Eukaryota; Fungi; Ascomycota; Eurotiomycetes; Chaetothyriales; Herpotrichiellaceae
Exons: 2
Coding region: 1-495 (164 amino acids)
Source: RefSeq, a predicted model, not a curated record